ACUUUUCGUGACGUCACUUUGUUUUCAUUUAUGCCGACGUCAACAAAUCGGAAAAGAAAGUGGGGAAAGGAUGCCGCCGUUUGAGACCAAUUUUAAGGUGUAAUUGUAUCACGUUUCCGUAUUUAUAUUGUGAAUUAUACUUGUUACAUCAAUCAACGUAAGAAAAAUGUUUUCCUUGCUGAGCACCGCGACCAUGUUCGGCGCCUUCACCGCCUUGUUCGCGAUCAUCUUCCAAGCGUAUCUCUCGUCGAACGAGCUCGUCAAGCUUACGGUCAUCCUGCAGCAUCUACGGGACCUAGAGGUGGAGUUUCCGGUCGGGGGGCCCCGCGUCGCAAUCGGUUAUGGGUCGUGUAGUGACCUGCAUGUGCGAGCCGUUAACUUCCUAGCACAUAACGAAACCAUCGUCAGCGGCCUUAACUUUACCGGUUACACCUUCGACGACAUAACGACUGAAGAGGAGUUUCUGCUCAAUUUUGCGUACUACUUCCAACAGGGAGCAGCGGCAGAACGUUUCACUGCCAAUCGAGAGCUGUUCCUACAGUUGGUGCAACGGGCCAAAAAGUCUUCUGCCGUCGAUCAUCACUGGGCGCUCGGUGGCAAUGCUCCGGUCAUCGGUUCACGGAUGGCAAUGGAGGGUGCCACUGUGCUGCUCGGGGCGAAAAUGUCCAGCAAAUUGAAAACCCAUCUGCGACCAGAGGUAUUACUGACGGGUAGUCUCAUCGAAGACGAUGACAUUCAUCUCAUCCUGGAGUAUAAUACUGAUGAUACGUGGGGACAGCUCGUUUCACCACGUGCUAAUCGGUACAUUCUGCACAACGAUCGGCAUAAUCCGAUGAUCAGUUCACUGGAAGAGUUUGACACCGCACUGCCCGACUUCAAUCCGGAUCUAUUCAUCGUCAGUGGCCUUCAGAUGAUGGACAACUAUGUGUACCAGCCGGGGGUUCGUGAGGCACGUCUACAGAAGGUCCAGCAGCAGAUGCAGGCACAGUCCGUCCGUACCCUCAUCCACUUUGAGAUGGCCAGUUUCGUGGAACUGGAACUGUUGCAGCUACUGAUGCGCUACGUACUCCCGUACACCGAUUCGAUCGGUAUGAACGAGCAAGAGCUCGACAAUUUGCAACAGGUGCUGGAAACGGGUCGAAUCAGUUUGGUGGCCGAUUCGAACCCACGUGUUGCUCAUUCGCUCGAUCAAGCACGGAGCGUCUUUGCUCGGCUGAACCAACAGUUGCGUGUUGGCAACGCGAACGAUGCUAGUAGUGGAAAGCGGCGUCCACUGUCGCGAAUCCAUCUGCACACGCUCGCCUACCAGGCCUUCAUAGUGUCUAAGGGAAGCAGCUGGAAGCACACGAAGCAAGCGGCCGCAAAAGCAUCCCUCACCGCACACCGGCACGUGUGUGCGAGUACGAUUGUGAACCCGGAUGCAUCCUACCUGCAGAUGGAUGGCAGUUUUGCCGUGUCGGCCAAGCCGGGUGCUAGGCGGAUUCCCUUCGAUAACCGCGAACCGGUGUCCUGCUGGGACGAAUCGAUCCCGUUAUCCGUCGAUGGCGAGAGCACUAGUCACGAGGCCGUCGAAGUGGAAAUCUGCGUGGCACCGGUUUUGAUCUGCAAAAAUGCUAAACAAACGGUGGGUGCCGGUGAUAACAUAUCGGGAGCCGGACUGGUGCUGCAAAUUUGAUGACGCCAUCAGCGUAACUCAUUCCACUCUGUUACCAGACAAGACUGCUAGAGUUGCCCCAGACUGCCAUGGAGCGGAUGAUGAUCGCCAAAUGCGUUCCAUUUUAACGUGUCGAUAUUUUGUUGGUUGAGAUUUGCUAGUUUAUUGAAUGACGAGCACGAGAGACAUUUUAA
Molecule: messenger RNA, 1848 nt
Organism: Anopheles aquasalis
Lineage: Eukaryota; Metazoa; Arthropoda; Insecta; Diptera; Culicidae
Product: ADP-dependent glucokinase
Biological process (GO): glucose metabolic process
Cellular component (GO): endoplasmic reticulum
Molecular function (GO): ADP-specific glucokinase activity
Source: RefSeq, a predicted model, not a curated record